Messenger RNA from Malaclemys terrapin pileata, 3571 nucleotides. It is a transcript of the gene TANGO2, whose product is annotated as transport and golgi organization 2 homolog. The record is from RefSeq and is a predicted model, not a curated record. NCBI's taxonomy places the organism in Eukaryota, Metazoa, Chordata, Testudines, Emydidae. Gene Ontology annotation, cellular component: Golgi apparatus. The transcript is spliced from 11 exons. Bases 397 to 1227 code for a protein of 276 amino acids. Gene Ontology annotation, biological process: protein secretion; Golgi organization.
GACGAGCGCCGCCGUUUCGCUCUGCGUGCUGGGAGGAAGAAAACAAAGGAGUGGAAUAAACUGAAAAUUAAACAAUCAGUCGUGCCAAAAGGAGGGGCAAAAAAUCUGGUGAAGGAGAUUGCAGCUCUCCAGAAACACAAGGGUUGAUCAGUGGAGGAGGAUUGGCAGCAUUCCUGAGAAAUGGGAGCAAGUGAGCUUUCCCCCAUCCUUGGCUGCCAAUUUGUUAAAUGCUUCGUACCUACAGAUUAAAUAAUCUGCAGCAGCAGAGGAGUCCUUUGUAGAAUAUUGGUGACUGGAAGGCUGAAUUUGUUGUGCCAUUAUAGUGACAGCAGGUUGUUGCAAUAUGACCUUCUACUAACCCUUUCGGAAGAAGCAAGACUUCACCAGCCGUUACCCAUGUGCAUACUCUUCUUCAAGUUUGAUCCUCGUCCAGUUUCAAAAAAUGCAUACAGGCUUAUCCUAGCAGCUAAUAGAGAUGAAUUUUACAACAGACCAUCAAAAUCAGCAGACUUUUGGGAUAGCAGCAAUGAGAUCCUUAGUGGUUUGGAUAUGGAGGAAGGAAGAGAAGGCGGGACGUGGCUUGGAAUCAGUAAGAAAGGCAAGAUGGCUGCCUUGACAAACUACUUGCAGCCGAAGAUUGAUACAAAUGCAAAGGGAAGAGGUGCACUUGUAAGAAACUUCUUGACUACGGAUUUGGACAGCUUCUCUUACUUGAAGAAAGUUUCAUCAGAAGGACACCUUUACAAUGGAUUUAAUUUAAUAGCAGCCGACUUGAGCACCACCAAGGGAGAUGUAAUUUGCUACUACGGAAACAAAGGAGAACCAGAACCUAUCUUCCUAAAUGCUGGAAUCUAUGGAUUGAGUAAUUCUCUGUUGGAUACACCAUGGAAGAAACUUGAGUAUGGAAAGCAGCUUUUCACAGAGGUGAUCAAACAAAGUCAGGACCUUGCCAAAGAAGACCUGGUGCAGGAGCUCAUUAAAGUGCUGAAGAAUCAAGACCCUCAGCUACCAGAUCCCGCAUUGGAAGAUCAAGGAAAGGAGCAUGUGCAACACGUACUGAACGAAUAUGCAGCUUUGUGUGUUCGUUGCCCGGGAUAUGGAACAAGGACUAACACAGUCAUUCUCAUUGAUGCAGAAGGACAUGUUACUUUCACAGAGCGCACCAUGCUCAAUGCAGAUAUCAACCAAUGGAAAACAAGCACCUAUCAAUUCAAAUUGGAAACUUAACUUUCCAUUUGAAUGGAUCAUGAGAAAAGAAACAAGAGAACAAGCCAUUGAACUCCACUGAAGGCUUUGUACCAGCCUCCAGCACCCAGAGAUGGAAAGGAAAAGCUUAUUAAAUCCAUAGCAUACCCUAGCAACUACCAAAACCUUUUGCACAAAACCAAGGAAAGAAAGCCUUUACAGUAAAAUUUUGGCUGGAUUAAAAAUGUGUUGCUUCUUGUGCAAGUCUUUGUUUUAAGUUUAAAGGGACACAGUUUAUUUUCUAGGCAUGAUUUUUAAACUAUGUUGUUAAUGUAUAGGUGAUUGGUCCUGCAAGGUAUUGAGUGUUUCUUACGAGAUGCUAAGUGCCCUGAGCUCCUUUUGAUUUGAUUUCAAUCAGAGCUGAAGGUAUGCAGCACUUUGGAAGAUCAAGUCCUACUUGUAUUAAAGUUCAAAGAUUUUGCAGAAUCUAACUUAAACCUUCAGAAUCAAUUGUGAUAACUUUUCGCAUUUCACUCAGCUUGGACAAAGACAAACUAGUCAGAUACACGUUUAUUUAUGGUUGAUUUCUAGUCACUUUGUGAACUGGCACAACUAUGUAAUGUGACUUCUGGAAAUGAUCCCUGGGAAUGGUGGUUAUGUGAAUUAUAAAAAAAAUUCCAUUGGAAUUUUACAAAAAGAAACAUUUCUACUGAUCUUAGACCAUAAAGUUUUUAGAAAAUCUGUCCCUGCCUUUUCAACAUAUGCUUGUAGGGCAGGGAUGGGCAAACUUUUUGGCCCGAGGGCCACAUCGGGGUUGCGCAACUGUAUGGAGGGCCGGGUAGGGAAGGCUGUGCCUCCCCGUACAGCCUGGCCCCUGCCCCUAUCCGCCCCCUCCCACUUUCCGGCCCUGACUGCCCCCUUCAGAACUGCUAACUCAUCCAACCCCCCUAACCGCCCCCUCUCAGGAUCCCUGCCACCUAUCCAACCCCCCUGACCCCUGACUGCCCCGACCCCUAUCCACACCCCCACCCCCUGACAGCCCCCCACGGGACUCCCAACCACCCUCUGCUCCUCGUCCCCUGACCACCCCCUCCCAGGACCCCCCGCCCCUAACUGCUCCCUGGGAUCCCACCCCCUUAUCCAACCCUCCCUGUCCCUUGACUGCCCUCCCAACCCCUAUCCACGUCCCCCGCCCCCUAACAGGCCCCCCCGGGUCUCUCACUCCCAAGCCUCCCUGUUCCCCAUCCCCUGAUUGCCCCCCCAGAACCUCUGUCCCAUCAAACCGCCCCCUCCUUCCUGAUUGCUCCCCAGGAUCCCCCACUCCCUUACCCAAUCUCCCUGCCCCCUUACCAGCUGCAGGAGCUCGCAGACGUGACACCUGGCCAGAGCCAGCUGCGCUCCCCACGCUGCCCAGUGGCAGUGGCAGGUCAGAGCACAGCCCACAUGGCUGAGGGGGAGGGGCCGGGGACUUGGCUCCCCGGCCAGGAGCUCAGGGGCCGGGCUGGAGGUGGCCCGCAGGCCGUAGGUUGCCCACAUCUGUUGUAGGAUUUUUUGAUCAUGGAUGUGGGCAUCGGUGAAUGUAUGUUAUAUUUGCAGAAUUGGUUGUUUUAGUGUAAUAUAACAAUUUUUAAGACAUAUACAAUGAUGAUCUGCAUAGGGAAAAGGGUUGUUGUUCUUUGCAAGUCUAUUUUCCCUUAAGUAGUACAGUGUUGAGUAAAGUGAUUUAUCUUGUACUGUUUUUCUCAUUUGUAUCCAAUACUUGUGUCUGAUGAGGGACUGAAACUGAAGUUUGGGUCUGUGCUCUUUAAUCUCUUGCUGAGAAGGGAUUAAAGCAUCAUGGAGUGUGAUGGGCUCCAUCUCUGAAGUGAAGGGAUCAGCUGCUCUGUAUUGUGGCACCUUGUUGCCUGCAGUCUAACUAGCAAUGUAGGCCUUUUUCUUUUUUUUUUUUCCCCUUCUAGACUGAUAACUAGUAGGAUAUGUUUGCAAACAAACAGUGAACUAUAUGAAGUUUAUACUUAUGCUUUUUUGUAAGCUUUGGUUUUAGCUAUAUUUCUUUACUGGUCUAAUGUGUUAAAAUCUGGGAGUGAUUGCUGAUAUUUUAUGGUAGAACACAAUAUUUGUUACAUGGUGACAUUAUUACAGUAUUAUAGUGCUGGAAAAAAUCAGGUGUUAAAAUACACUUCCCAUGUUCCUAUAAGCUGUAAAUUAUGAAGCUGGUUAUUUAAAUGUAUGUUUUCUUUCCAUUAGUCAGUGCCAAUGGUGGGUGAUGGAGAGAAUCUCUCUUGCUAAUGUCAAAGUAUUUUAAAAUCCUAGAUUAUUUUGCUGCCGUUAUGGUUGUACUGUAACUUACUCCAAAUGCCAAACCUUAAAUACUGAUUUGACUCUU